AUGAAGCCGCUGAACGGAGAUGAGGUUUCCGCCGGGGAGCGCGGGCUGGACAAGUGGAAGUCGCUCCUGGACCAGAUCCCGCCCACGACGCAGGCCAACAACGACAGAUGCGACUACAACGGCCGCCGCGCUGGCCAGGCGCCCUCGCCCAGAGAGUUCGACGACGCCGCCACGCCCACGCUGCGCAGGCAGAGGAUCCUCGCGCAGAUCGAGGCUGUCGACUCGUUCUACCGCUACACCUCCGGCGCCAUCUUCGCCUGA
Molecule: messenger RNA, 261 nt
Organism: Acanthamoeba castellanii str. Neff
Lineage: Eukaryota; Discosea; Longamoebia; Acanthamoebidae
Exons: 2
Coding region: 1-261 (86 amino acids)
Source: RefSeq, a predicted model, not a curated record